AGCUGGGAGGCAGAGAGUGAGAGUGAGAGAGGGAACUGGAGCAAAGGAGUGCGAGAAACGGAGGAAGGUUUGGAGGAGUCACCGAGAAGGUUCUGGGAAGAAGCUGGAAGAGGUUUUUUUGGGGCAUUUUCAGCAGGGCGGAGGAGCCUGGAGGGGAGGCGCUGCAGUGAAGCUCUGAGGAUGAAGAGCGGGAGGAAGCAUCGCUGAGGGAUGUACAGACAGGGCGAGCGUGCUGCUGGCUGGAUGUAAACACCGGGGGAGCGUGGUCAUUCGGGGGCUGCCCAUGUGAUAAAGCCCCGUAUCCCAGCCUUGGGAAGAGAGAGAGAGAGAGAGGUGGGCUGAGGCGGACAUCUUGUCAGAAGCCUCUGUCGGUUCUGCUGGGUUCUGCGGACCCAGCCCAGCGAGAUGUCCUGGGCUCUGCUCUCCCCCGUGCAGUGGGCCAAAUGGACCUGGUCCGCAGUUCGGGGCGGAGGAGAGGAGCAGGAGGAGGAGAUGAAGGAGGAAGAGGAGGAGGGAGAGACAAAGGUGGAGGAAGAGCUCUGUCGUGAGGAGGAUAGGCAGUUCCCUCGAUCUGGGAGCUCUGACUCCGAGGGCAAUUUUGGGACCCCAGAGGUGCACACGCCCAUUAGCGCCCCAGCAAAGGAGCUGGUAGAGCUGGAGGACCCCAACGCGAAUGGCACAGCAGGUCUGCCAGAGGAGGAUAGUCAGCUGAUCUCUGACACCGGUGGACUGCAUGACUUCCUGGACCAGAACUCCAAUCGGAAUGAGGUCCACCCCCCGGCUCCCCUGGCCAACGCCUCGGGUGAAGACACGGUCGAGCAGGAGGUGCACUUUGACGAACUCAACAAUCUGAGAGACGUGCAUCUGCUCCAGAUGGUCCCGCCACACGUCCACAAGUCGACCGGAGACGCCUUAGUCGUGCCUGAAGGUGCUACGGAGCCUCUCAAAGAGCAGCUCUGCAACGGCCACGCCGAAGAGGCACAGCCAAAGGCGAUACCCGAAAAGGUCAGGCCUUCACCCCUGAACAUGAGGGGAGCCUUGAACAGGGCCAACUCGAAGAAAGCGGAAGCCACCAGUGAGGAUGACAUCGAGAUCCCGGUCCCUAAAGCCGGCUACGGUUUUAACCCCGACUGGUAUGAUGACAACUUCAACCCGUUCUCCAGUGGCGGUUCCAAGCUACAGAACUCUCCACCCCCAUGCCGAUAUCCAACCGGUACCAGAGAGAACCUGGUUCCUGCCCCACAGUACUCACCCACUGGCUGGGUGGACUCACCUGCUGCCCAAGAUGACCCAGUCACCACCCGAGAAUACUCAUCCACCACCCGGAAAUACUCAACUGCUGCCCGGGAGGACUCAAUAGUUGUCCAAGAUGACCCGAUCACCACCUGGGAGGAUCCAACCACCACCCAGGAAUAUUCAACCACCACCAGGGAAUACUCAGCCACCACCCAGGAAAAUCCAACUGCCAUCCGGCAGGUCCCAACCGCUAUCCAAGGGGACUCAUUUGCUACCUUGGAGGAUCCAACCACCAGUGUGGAAGACCCAACUUCAACCUGUGAAGUUCCAACUGCUAACCAGACGGACCCUGCUCUUGCACCAGAGUACCGGACCACUGCCAGGGAAGUUCUGACUGCCACCCAGGAAGAUCCACCUGCCACCCUAGAAGAUCCAACUGCUGCCCGGGUAGACGCAGCUUCCACUCGGGAAGAUCCAGCCACACGAGAAGCGAAGCCCAUCAAGAUGGAAUUUGGACUAACAGAGGAGGGUACGGGCGGAGAGCCCAAGAAGCCGCCACUGAGGAAACUGGGAAAGAAGCCUGCCAGCAAACUGCUUGCCCCCAGGAAACACAAGCCCAAACCAGCUGAGCCGGCCCCAGCGCCAGCUGCCACUCACAGCUCAGAGGACGCCCCCGUGGCCAAGACCUCUCACAGCAGCAACGCUAGCGAGUGGGAUGACCCCAACUUCAACCCGUUUGGGAGCAAAGCCAAAAUGUCCAGCUCCCCAACACUCCCAAAGGGGUCUUACAGUUUUGACCCUGACAGAUUCGAUGACUCUGUGGACCCCUUCAAGCCCUCUAAAAGCCUAGGUGAGGCAAACACUUUGAAGGUGGCUCCUCCUGCAGAGAAGCUGGCUGAUGAACCUGCCAAGCACAAGCUGGAGCUCCCUCUGGAGGACGAGGAGAGGAAGGGCGGGCAGUCGCCAAAGAAGAGUAAAUCCAGGAUGAUUACGACAACUGAGCAAGUGAAGUUUCUCUGUUUUCUGUUGAACGCCUGCAAAGUGGAGAAGUAUGAAAAUCAGUCUCUGGUUUUGGAUGUGUGCGAUCAGGAGGAGGACGCUGUGGUGACCCAGGCCCCCAGCACGUCUCACAGAGUCUCCCGCGCCACGGACGAGGAGAAGCUGGCCUCCACGGCCAAGGGGGAGAGCGAGAACGAGGCCCUGGAGCGACACGCCCCGCCCGCCAGCCCCCCCGCCAAAACCAGGCCCCGCAGCGAGGAAUCUCAGAUGAAGACUGCAGACAGUUUUGAGGAGAAGGACUCCUGCUCCUUGAGCGAAGAACCGCCUGGGACCAAAAGCACAGAGCCUCGGACAGGAAGUGAGGCCGGCGAGAAAGGAAGCCCGGCUCUGGACUCCAUCUGCAUCAGCGAGGCAGACAAAGGGGCGGUGCUGACGCUGAUCAGAGAAGAGAUCAUAGCUAAAGAAAUUGAAGCCAGCCAGUGGAAGAGGAAGUUUGAGCAGAGCAGACAGGAAGUUGUGGAGAUGAGGAAGAUAGUGGCGGAAUAUGAGAACACUGUGGCCCAGAUGAUAGAGGACGAGCACCGCACGAACAGGACGUCCCAGCGGACCGUUCAGCAGCUGACCACAGAGAGGGACCAGGCGCUGGCCGACCUCAACUCAGUGGAGCGCUCCAUCUCCGACCUGUUCCGGAGGUACGAGAACAUGAAGUCCGUCCUGGAAGGCUUCAAAAAGAACGAGGAGGUGCUGAAGAAGUGUGCGCAGGAGUACCUGCAGCGCGUCAAACAGGAGGAGCAGCGCUACCAGACCCUCAAGCUCCACGCCGAGGAGAAGCUGGACAGUGCUAAUGAGGAGAUAGCUCUGGUGCGCUCCAAGGCUAACUCGGAGAGCAUAGCCCUUAACGCCAGCCUGCGCAAGGAGCAAAUGAAGGUGGAGUCUCUGGAGCAGGCCCUCCAUCAGAAGAACCAAGAGAUGGAGGAGCUCACCAAGAUCUGCGAUGAACUGAUAGCAAAGCUUGGCAAAACAGACUGAAGAAACGCCAAAUCCGCCACAAAAAAAGUGCCGUACCCAACACCUUCCCUUAAGACUUCGCCCAGGCCUCCUCAACGUCACACACGUGGCGGCUAGAAAGCUCCUCGCGCUGCCCAACCGCUAAACUGCUCCUGGUGAGCACGGGGCAGACUGGGCCGUUUCGUUUGCCCGUGGGGGAAGAAACCCACUUUCACCUCCUCUCUUCACACUGUUAAACAUACUAAACAAAAACUGAAAAUUUGAAAAAAGAAUUCAAACUAUAUACAAAAUAAAAUCCGCCUUUGGAGUACUGAGAAACAGAGUAGCCAGAUAAUGAAGAAAAAGUAUUUUAGAGGAUUUGAAGAUCAGUGUGUAUCCUCCUGUGUGCGUGUGUGUGUGUGUGUGUGUGUGUGUGUGUGUGUGCGUGUGUGUGUGCAGAUAUCACACACAUUUAUAAUUUCCUGGGUGGUUCAUAGUAAACAUUGUAAACAUCUAUAAACUGUUUUUCCAUUUAUGAAAUCUGGUUGGUAUAAUUGUACAGCUGUACAGGAAAUGACACAAGCAGGGGUCUAAAGCAUCUCUUCUCAGUACUCGGUUCACAGUGGACAGAGCCCAGUGUUUACGCAACCAAACUGCUGCUACCGGAAUGAGACAGAGAAGAAGAAAAAAAGUUGUCGCAACUUUAGUCCUCCAGAUAUUGUAAAGUGUAACUAGCAAGGCCUUUUCGUGUCAUUUAGUCUGUCCAUUAAGAGACUGUGCCUUUGGUGAAUUUGAUGGUUGUUUUGUUGUUGACUCUCACUCUGUCUGAACUACAGAAAGACUCCAACCCCUUCAGUAAUCCUUGUCAAAAACAUCACUGAUUGCCAAACUAUAAAUCUUCCCAGAAUUGCAACAUUCAAAGUUAUUUUAUAUCUGAAAGAUUGAUGCCCCUCUCAAUGGGGUCGGUGUUGGUGUGCAAGUCUGUCAGAAGCACAAGUGACCAAUCCAGCAGUCCUAUACUGCAUGGUUCAUUCUCCUCAGCCAAUCAGAAUUUACUCAGUAGCUGCCAUGUACUUUUAAUGUCCGGAAUUUGCGCUAAAGUUCUAAAACCACCAUCUCAGUUUCAGAACUGAGAAGGGCACCUUCAGCUGUAUAUGAAAGAAAUAAACCAGAAUAAGUCAUGCAUUCUCUGGAUAUAUACAAUAAACAUACAACAAUAUAUACUAUAUACAGUUGGCCCUGGUUAGUGCACUUUUUUUCUUGUUCACCCCAUUAUGAAAGAUUCUGCUGGUUAUGAAGAGCAGUGAUCUUCAUUCCUGGUCCUGGAGAGCAGCAGGGUGUGCUGGCUUUUGUUUUUGCCUUAAUAGCAGCAACCAAUUCAGACCAGGUGAGAUUAACUCUGUAAUUAACUGCUUUCAUUGAUGAAUUAAGUGCUGAGUAACAACCAAACAAAAAUCCAGCACACCCUGCGGCUCUCCAGCACCAGGUGUGAGGACCCCAGCACACCCUGCGGCUCUCCAGGACCAGGACCAUUGAUUAGACUAUCAUAGUUUUUCCAAAUUGUAUUUAAGAGGUCCCACUGUAUGUACUUCUGAAUAUGUACUUGGUUGGUGGUGUGGUUGGCAUGGAAUUUGGAUUACUGUUCUUCAUUUUAACCUGAAUAUGGCCCGAAAGAGGCAUUGUGUACUGUUUUGGCAUGCAACAUCAACAUGAAUUUAAAUUAUAUUGUAUAUGGGAGAUUAAAUAAUCUGGUAGGGUUUUCCCCAAUCGUGUGUAUCAGUAAGAUCUUUGAUUUUACUUUAAAAAUUAUUUUAGAUGCAGUCCUUGCUUCAGUUUGUUUUCAUAGAGUAUGCUUGAUCAUUACGAGUGUAGCUGAAAAGCACUUUGUUUUGUUUUUUCAUUCUUUUAACAUGCCAGGACAAACGGACUGCUAUUUUUAUACAGGUUUCUGUAAAUCACAAAUUUGACUUUUUUUAAAACAGGAAAUCAAUGUUAUAAAAUUAUAACAGCAAAACGUCAAACAGAGUACGAUUGCAGAUAAUCUACUUGCUUCAAGAUAUUAAGCUUAUUAAGCAUUCAUGCCACCACCCACACUACUAUGUCCACGGUAAAGGAGUUUCUAGGGGGAAUAGAUUGCUACAUUACGUCACUAUAGAUGGGCCUUAUCAGUAAAUGGUUUUGCCUCUUGGCAGAGAUUAAGCAGUAAGCCCCACUGUGCUGAAUAUCUAAGGAGUUGGCAGGAUAUCUAUAUACUGUUGACAGACAGCCAUCUUUUUACCGCACCUGUGGUGAAACCUUGUUUUGUCUUGAGGCAAUGGGCCCUGUGUCACCACGGCAACCACCUUUGCACCGUCAUCAAUACCAACACACUACUGUUGGCUACCAAAACUCACGGCCGUAUACGUGCCGAACAGAGACAGGCAGGGUCUGAUUCUGCCAUUAGUCUAACUGCUCUAGUGUGUUUACUAAACCCCAGAGCAACAAAUGUAAGCACAUAGUGGGCCAGUUUCACGGACACAUUAAGCUUAGUCCUUGACUAACUAGUUUUUCAUGGAGAGUCUCCAUUCAAAAUAGAAUUUAGUCGAGGACGAGGCUAAAUCUGUGUCUGCUAAACCGCCCCAUAUUAUCAUUUUAGAAGUUUGUUUCUCAUAUCGUAGUGGCCGGGAAACUCUUAUUUAUGCUGUGCAGGGAUUGGUUAAAAUGCGCAUGCUUGAAUGUGUUGCUGGAGUCGGGGACCAGGAGUCGUGACGGAAAAUCCACCUGUCCCCCGUUACGCUACAUGUAUUGUAUAUUGCCUUUCAAUUAUCCAUUGAUGCUGCAUAUAUUUUACCUGCAAAUAAGAUCUCAUUAUUUUUUUUAAGUGUAACUGACAUUUGUAAAGAGGAAAAAAAACAUAAGCAGAUGUAAGGAAGUUAUGUUUAUUAAUAUAUAUAUUUUGUUCUUAUUUCACCGCCUGAAUAAAAAUGAUUGUGAUUA
This is a messenger RNA of Conger conger (European conger), 6198 nucleotides long. Its product is annotated as transforming acidic coiled-coil-containing protein 1-like. NCBI's taxonomy places the organism in Eukaryota, Metazoa, Chordata, Actinopteri, Anguilliformes, Congridae. Gene Ontology annotation, cellular component: cytoplasm. The transcript is spliced from 14 exons. The coding region runs from base 406 to 3264 and encodes 952 amino acids. Gene Ontology annotation, biological process: cerebral cortex development; cell population proliferation; mitotic spindle organization. The record is from RefSeq and is a predicted model, not a curated record.